GGAUGAAUUUUAACGAUCAAUCACACGAGGUUUUUAAUUAAAAUAUUAUAUAUUUUAUUCUUCCGCUAUCGAACAUUUACAUUUUAUUUCCAUUAUUUCUUUUUUUUUUUUGUUGUAGUUGGAUAAAAUUUGAUUUCGAUUGUGAAUUCGCGAAAUUUAUAUUGCUUAUAAAAUUGUAGCAAACAGAAUCAGAGUUGACUCAUGAAACCAAUUGCAAUGAAUUUCCCAAAAAGUUUCUGCGAACACUUCCGCGUACGUUCAAAUGCCUGGUCGACACAUCGAUCAAUGUCGAAAACGACAAACCUCGAGAUCUCAUUAGAUUGUUAGGUGAACUCCUCGAGAUUACCGAUUACGCCACGAAUAUGGCGUCCUUUUGGUUUUUGGAUACUCUGGCCUUUUAUAUGCUACGUUACAAAGAGGAACUCGACGAGUAUUACAUGGCUGUUCUGAUCAGUUGGUUGGCCGGUGAAAUUAAAUUGCUUCGAGAUAAGAAGUGUACAAGGAAAGAAUUUUUUCAAGAGAUGAAGAAUAUUUUUAUCAUAGUUGGUAACAAAAUAUCUCAACAGAAUCGAAUACCGUAUUGGGACGAAAUGUAUGAAAUGAAAGAAGAGACGGAGGAGAAUGAAUCGAUGAAAAGUUUACAAGAAUUCACUUCGCAAGGAGAUAUGAAAUUCUUAAGCAACAUCGAUCCCGUUUUAGUUUUGAAUAUCAUAAUUGAUACCACUUACGAUAUGUACGCGAAUGAAUUACGAUACGCUCUCGUUUACGCAGUUUUCGUUGAGCCAAUUGAAGUGCAGACUUAUAAUUUGCCAUUUAGUAUCCGAAGUCCACGUCUGAUGAAACCGGCUGAGUAUAGGAUAACUCCUUUCAACAUACAAUUGCAAAAACUUCUAAGAAAAAACGACCUGUUACAAAAGCUUAAAAAAGUUGAUAAAAAAAAAGCUAAAAUUCACGAAGUACCUCCAACCCCUCCACCUUCUUUGGACGAUGAAAUGCAAUUGAAAUGCAAUCGUUUAUUUAUUCUACCAUUAAUAGAAGCAAAAGAGGCAUCGUACUAUUUUGAAGCGAAUGCAAAUCAAUCAAUCAAAAACAUAAAUUAUUAAAAAAUAUUUUAUUCUCUCCUUUCUUUUUUACAGACUUAACUAUUAAAACUAUUAAAAAUUGUAAUAUCAAUUUGUUAUAAGGAUUGUACCCCAUUCACGACACUUGAAAUCUUUAAUAGUUCCGGGAAUUACAGAGGUAUCGAGUUUGAUAAACUUCAUUGAAUUUGCAAGCUUUUCCGGAGAUUGUCCUAAUUGACCAUACUUGUUACAUCCACAUCCCCAAAAUGUUCCAUCAUCUGAAAAUGAAUUUCAUAUUUAUUUAAACAAUUAAUUAUAUUAUUUAAUUGAUAAUUCUGUACUUUAAUGACUUGCAGAAUUGAUCCUCUUUUAUUUAUAAUAUUAUUUUUUUUACUCGUCAUACGUACUCGUCAUACAAAUCGUAAACGUAUUUCCACAUUGAACUUUUUCCACAAAAAUUUCUACGCUUUCGUUUUUAUCAUUUGUAAAAUCUAUCAAUGUAGGCACAGCAAUUACUUUACUCUCUUGAUUAGUCAAUCCCAAUUCUCCGUUCGUAUUCCAUCCCCAAGUAUAGAGGUCACCCUGUAAUUAAAAAUGAUCGUUAAAAAGUAUCUUUAUCGAUUCCACCUAUUUAUUGCAAGAGUAUUCACUUGAUUUGUUACUACAGCACUGUGCCAACCUGCAGCUGAAAUUUGCGUUACUUUGAUCCCAGCUAAAGCUUCAACGAGUUUUGGGUUGUCACAAUCCUCUAAAUCGUUGUGUCCUAAUUGACCACGCCUGUUUCGUAUGAAUCAAUUCAUUUUACUUUGAUUGUAUUAAUUUGUGGAACAAUGUAGAAUCGAAAUGAUACAUACGUUCCCAUUCCCAUUGAAUAAAGGUCACCAUUCUCUGCUAACAAGAUAGUGUGAUCAAAUCCACAUGCAAUAUCUAUGAAUCGAACUCUCUUUGGAAUAUCAAUCAGAGUAGGAAUAUUAAAAACUCGACCUAAAUCAUAUUUUCAAUGCGUAUACAAAUUUUAUUACUUGUUAUAUGUAUUACAAAAUAUACCUAAAUUAGUAAGAACAACAGCGCAUUCUUCUUGUAUUAUUUUAACAGGAUAUUCAUUUUCUGAAUCAUUACUAUUGCAAAUGAAAUUGAUAACUUUUUUCCAUGUUUUUUCAUAGAUUUUAUAUUGCCAUAUUUCAUUAUCAUCAAAUAAAAGUACUAUUUUAUCUUUG
Apis dorsata (giant honeybee) is the source of this 2278-nucleotide messenger RNA. RefSeq lists its product as uncharacterized. The record is from RefSeq and is a predicted model, not a curated record. Bases 363 to 1103 code for a protein of 246 amino acids. Lineage: Eukaryota; Metazoa; Arthropoda; Insecta; Hymenoptera; Apidae. The transcript is spliced from 6 exons.